AUGACUACUCCCCAAAACUUCCCUUUCUAUUACUUUUCUCCACCACCUCCUCAGUACUACCCAAACCCUCCGUAUGUUACGCCGCCACCAUCAACUCCAUCCUGGUCUGUCACACCACCAAAGCCACCAACUCCAGCAGUCUCACCCCCAGCACCAAAGCGACCUACUCCUCCUACAGUUUCACCACCAUCACCAAAGCCGCCAACUCCAAUAGUGUCCCCACCACCACGCAAGAAGCCAACUCCACCAAUGGCACCACCACCAAAAAAGCCGCCAACUCCAGCAGUGAGAGCACCACCGCCACCCCGUCAUUUCAGUCCCCCACCAUCUCCCACGAUAAAACCGCCACCUCGUCCUCUUGCUCCACCUCCUCCUCAUAUUGUUCCACCAUCACCUGGACCUUCGCACCACACCACAAUCAUUAUUGUAUUUGUAUCCUUGGGUGGUCUUUUCUUUCUUGCAUUCCUCUCAGUAGCUCUGUGUUGCUUUAUUAAAAAGAAGAAGAAGAAGAUAUCUCAAAAAUCUGAGAUCAUAAGCAUUGAUGGACAUAGGAAGGUGCAGGAAAAAAUUGUGCCUGGCCCAAAUGGUACAGAAGCUGUAAUGCUUACCAUUGAUGAGGAUAUCCAUAUUCAGGAAGCAAUCAAGAAGAACGAAACAGUUGGUGAAGGUUUACAUGCAAAGUCUGUAGAGAGUAACGCAGUCCCCCAUGGCAAUGGUAAUAGCUCUGCAGAAAACACUUCGCGAACUGCUGACGUUGGAGCAUCUUCUUCCAAUUCUAAUCAUUAA
Messenger RNA from Papaver somniferum (opium poppy), 786 nucleotides. Its product is annotated as extensin-like. The transcript has a single exon. The record is from RefSeq and is a predicted model, not a curated record. Bases 1 to 786 code for a protein of 261 amino acids. NCBI's taxonomy places the organism in Eukaryota, Viridiplantae, Streptophyta, Magnoliopsida, Ranunculales, Papaveraceae. Gene Ontology annotation, biological process: plant-type secondary cell wall biogenesis.